CGCUGACCUAAAAAACGCUUGUAUGCGAUUGAGAAAAACGGCAUUACACAAACAGUUUUACACUCAGCUGUGUGUCAAAUUGAGGCGCGCCAGUUAGCCACUCAGCUCCGGUUUGGAAGGGAAGCAAGCCGUGCCAAAGCGGGCGGAGUCUGAAAAGCUCUGCCUAUCCUCCGGUCGUUCCUAGUUACCACAGCCAGAAGGUCAUAAACCUCGUUUAUUUCUAAAACUGAUCUUCUUAAAAUGUGAUUUUAAACCUAACCACACUGAUAACCACACCCCAACCUUGAAUUAAGACCAAAAAAACUCAAUUUUAGUUUCGAUGAAUUUUUACGAUAACCUAACGGACAAUACUGACGUUGUGACCGUGGUAACUAGUGGAAACCCUAUCCUCCCUCCCCCGGCGGAGGUGUACGAUCGUGGAGUCGAGCAAGAGAGCGUGAUUAUCUGGCCAGAGAACCACGGUGUUGCUCCGGACUGAGAACUUCACUGCGACUCGGCAGAGCCCAAGUUUGCAACGAGACGGCCGCGGCCACUGCGAGAACAGUUGGCUUGAGAAAUCACCGCCUGUCUGGAUAGCCCGCAUAGAGGCCGACAUCCCGUUACUUGCCGAAUACAGGACUGGGAACGACUGCAGAAUAGGACCCGUCAUAACAGGAAUAUUUAUCGGCGUCUGCUCGGCUAUUUCUCCCAGAAAUGGACGGUUUCGCCGGCAGUUUGGAUGACAGUAUCUCGGCAGCGAGUGCGUCUGACGUGCAGGAUCGUCUCUCGUCGUUGGAGCUGCGCGUCCAACAGCAGGAGGAUGAGAUCGCCGUGAUGAAGGCGGCGCUGGCCGACGUGCUGCGACGCCUGGCGCUCUCCGAGGACACGGCCGCCACCGGCAAAAAACAGACCAGCACCAAAGGCCAUAAUCCCCUGCGCGAGGCCUACUCGAUGUCCUGCAUCCCCAACGGCAGCUCCGGCAGCCGUAAGCCCAGCCAUAGAGACCGAGAUAGCUCCACAGUGUCCGUCACCAGGAAGGAUACCUUCUCCUCAGCAGCCAAGAGCGGUCAGACAGCAGAGAGGAAAAAGGACACCCCUCCGAUGGAGGGCAUCAAGGAGAAGCAGGAGGGGUCCUCCCAGCCCAACCAGGCUAACGAUAAAGCCCCCCCUGCCAGCCCCAUGCAGCCCUCGCCGUCCCCCUCCAGCUCCAGCCACCCCCCCUCCCCUCACCCCCCCCAGUCCCAAAGGCAGGCCCUGGAGAGCAAAGGCACCUCCCCAGCCAAAAGGGGUCACAGUGCGAAGCGGGGCACGGGGAUAGAGCGUUCUCAGAGCAGCACGUGGGAGAGUGGCGAGGAGAGCAGGAACAAGCUGGUGAAGGCUGCUUCCACCUCCAAACUGCUGGCCAAGGUGGUGAAGAACGCGGACAAGCAUAAAGACCCAGUGAUCAGCCAAGCCAAAAUGUCAACCCGCGAGAAAAACAGCCAAGCUGAGGGAGACUACAUCAAGAUGUUCAUGCGAGGUCGACCCAUCACCAUGUUCAUCCCCGCGGACGUGGAGAACUACGAGGACGUGCGCACAGAGCUGCCUCCGGAGAGACUCAAACUGGAGUGGGUGUAUGGCUACAGGGGGAAAGACUGCCGAGCCAACGUGUACCUGCUCCCUACAGGGGAGAGUGUUUACUUUAUUGCCUCUGUGGUCGUGCUCUUCAACUACGAGGAGAGGACACAGCGCCACUACCUCGGCCACACAGACAGUGUCAAAUGCCUUGCUGUUCACCCUGAUAAGAUCCGCAUUGCCACGGGACAGAUUGCAGGAGUGGAUAAGGAUGGGCGGCCACUGCAGCCCCAUGUGAGAGUGUGGGAUUCGGUCAGCCUGUCCACCCUGCAGGUCAUCGGCCUGGGCACCUUCGAGAGAGGGGUGGGCUCCCUGGCCUUCUCCAAAGCGGACUCGGGCACACACCUGGCGGUGAUUGAUGAUUGUAACGACCACAUGUUGACUGUCUGGGACUGGCAGAAGAAAUCCAAGAUCGCUGAAAUCAAGUCUACAAAUGAGGUGGUGCUUGUGGUGGAGUUCCACCCUACUGAUGCCAACACCAUAGUAACCUGUGGCAAGUCCCACAUCUUCUUCUGGACCUGGGCUGGCACCUCGCUGGCACGCAAGCAGGGCAUCUUCGGGAAAUAUGAAAAACCCAAGUUUGUUCAGUGUCUGGCCUUCCUCAACAACGGGGACAUCCUGACUGGAGACUCUGGAGGCAUCAUGUUGAUAUGGUGCAGGAGCACAGUGGAGCCGAGCCCAGGGAAGGGACCCAAAGGUGCGUACCAGAUCAGCCGUCAGAUCAAGGCCCAUGACGGCAGUGUGUUCACUCUGUGUCAGAUGAGGAACGGGACCCUGCUGACCGGAGGGGGCAAGGACCACAAGAUCAUUCUUUGGGACCACGACCUCAACCCAGAGAGGGACAUAGAGGUCCCCGAUCAAUAUGGAACCAUUCGCGCUGUGGCCGAAGGCAAGGGGGAGCAGUUUUUGGUGGGCACUUCGCGUAACUUCAUCCUGAGGGGAACAUUUAAUGACGGUUUCCAGGUGGAAGUGCAGGGACACACAGACGAGCUAUGGGGACUGGCGUCGCACCCCUUCAAGGAUCUGUUCCUAACCUGUGCCCAGGACAGGCAGGUGUGCCUGUGGAACUCUGUGGACCACUCCCUGGAAUGGACCAGGCUCCUGGAUGAGCAUGGCCACUGUGCGGACUUUCACCCCAGUGGUGCUGUUGUGGCCAUCGGUACUCACUCAGGAAAGUGGUACGCUCUGGAUGCAGAGACCAGAGACCUGGUGGCCAUUCACACAGACGGCAACGAGCAGCUGUCAGUCAUGCGCUUCUCCGUAGAUGGCACCCUGCUGGCAGUGGGAUCACAUGACAACUUCAUUUACCUCCACACCGUGUCGGAGAAAGGCCGCAAGUACACCAGAUGUGGGAAGUGCAUUGGACAUUCCAGCUACAUCACACAUCUUGACUGGUCCCCCGACAACAAGUUCAUCAUGUCCAACUCCGGAGACUACGAGAUCCUCUACUGGGACAUUCCAAACGGCUGCAAGUACAUCCGUAACCGUUCCGAGUGUAAGGACAUCGACUGGACCACCUAUACCUGCGUGCUGGGCUACCAUGUCUUCGGAGUGUGGCCUGAGGGUUCCGAUGGUACAGACAUCAACGCUCUGAUCAGGUCCCACAACAGGAAGGUGAUCGCUCUGGCUGAUGACUUCUGCAAAGUGCACCUCUUCCAGUACCCCUGCGCCAGACCCAAGGCACCUAGCCACAAAUACAGCGCCCACAGCAGUCACGUGACCAAUGUGACCUUCAUGCACAACGACAGUCACCUGGUGUCCACGGGCGGGAAGGAUACCAGUGUCAUGCAGUGGCGUCUGGUGGAGAAGACCCCCUCAUUGGUCCCCAGUGACUCCUCCCUCUCUCUAGGGGAGGGGCUCCUACAUAACUCCAUCCUCCGUGCUGCCAUCCCAGCGGUGCCUCUGACGCCCACCCCCACCGAGCCGGCUGCGCCGCCAACCACAACCCCUGCCCCGCCCACCGUCCUCGACUUGACCUCUGACCCCACAGCGGCGCACUGCGGGGGAGUGGCUCUUGUCACACCUCCCCCCACGCCAACCUCCCCCACGACCAACGGACGGCAGGAGAGCUCCCCGGAAACCCCUCCCCCCGCCGAGCUAACCCCGCCCCCCUCUGACAGCACGCUGAGCCUCAAGGACAGCCUGGAACCCAGCGACGACACGGCCACGCCUAGCGACGAGGGCCGCCCUUUCACCCCACCCUCGUGAAGAGCCUCAGUUGUGAUGCAGCCCAGCGCUCCUCUCUCCUGCUCAGCACCUCCCCCUGGAGGUGCCUCGAUGUCGCUGCGUCUCUCGGGCGGAUUCCAUCUCUGUUCAGGUCUCUUUUUGUUUUCAGUUUUAGUUUUGUCUUCGUGCUCUUCUUUUUGUUUCUUUUUGAUGUCUGCGUUAUUUGAUGAAGAGUGGCGGAUGUACGUGAGACAAGGCAGUGAUGUUAGUGGCUUAUGUUGUUUUAAAGAUGAUCACCUGACGUUGUGAGAGCGUGAGGAGAGAAUGUUGUGGUUGUUCGGGUUCAUACGGUUAAGUAUGUGUCUGCUAGUGCUCACUCCUCAGUCCAGCCCUUAUUCAAUAUUGAUCACGUGUCUAAGCUAUGUUGCCAUAGAAACGUAUAUACUCAUCUAAUCCUUACUCGAUAAUGCAACAACCUGCAAUAACACACCAUAGCAUAAUUUGCGACCACACACAACCAGUAACACACCAUCACAUACAGCUGAUGAAAACAUACUCCAUCACUCCGGGCUUUCAAACAGGUGUGUGUGUGUGUGUGGGGGGGGGGGGGGUUAAGGUUAGAAUUAGUGUCAGGGUUAGAAUCAGGUUUAGGGUUAGCAGCUAGGGUUAGGUUUAGGGUUAAGGUAAGGGUACAGGUACAGGUUAAGGAAAAUUGGAUUUUGAAUGGGACUUAAUUGUAUGUCCCCGCAAGGUUAUCUGCGCAAGACUUGCGUGUGUGCGUGUGUGUGUGUGUGUGUGGGGGGGGGGGCUGACAUGCAUGCAGACUGCCUUUCCAUGGCAAUAAGCUGUUCUCUCUACCAGAGUCCCUGCAGGGAACUCAUCCAUCCAGCCUCGUUGUAACGGCCAGAAAGGUUAAUAAUGAGCCAUAGGAUAUCCUGUGGCCAUGGACACAAUGACUGCACUGAACCACCAGCGACCAGUACCCAGCAGACUCUGACCUGCUCGCCCUACAAUAACAUGCUACCAUUUUCUCUGUCUAUUUCUAUUUCCCUUUUGGAUGUAUACCUUUUAAAAUCUUAUUCUGGGGACUGUUCCUUCUCUGCUGGAAUGGACUGAGAUGUUUUUAAGAAGAAAAAAAAAGAAUAUAAACAAAAAUAAAAAAAAUAGUCUUAAGUGUCUGCGAGCCGCCGUUUUAUACAUUGUGUCCUUCUGGCUCAUCCCACCUUUCUGCAGAAAUCAGGACUGGAUCACUCUCACAGGAAUACACAGCCAGCAGAGGGAGGCAGAGAGCUCCCUCUGUCUUCUACACAGCCCCCCCUUUCUGCAGAAAUCAGGACUAGAUCACUCUCACAGGAAUACACAGCCAGCAGAGGGAGGCAGAGAGACCUCUCUGUCUUCUACACAGCUCCCUCUGUCUUCUACACAGCCCCUGUCUUCUACACAGCCCCCUCUGUCUUCUACACAGCUCCCGUCUGUCUUCUACACAGCCCCCUCUGUCUUCUACACAGCCCCCCCUUUCUGCAGAAAUCAGGACUAGAGCACUCUCACAGGAAUACACAGCCAGCAGAGGGAGGCAGAGAGACCUCUCUGUCUUCUACACAGCCCCCUCUGUCUUCUACACAGCCCCCUCUGUCUUCUACACAGCUCCCUCUGUCUUCUACACAGCGCCCUCUGUCUUCUACACAGCCCCCUCUGUCUUCUACACAGCCCCCUCUGUCUUCUACACAGCCCCCUCUGUCUUCUAAACAGCUCCCUCUGUCUUCUACACAGCCCCCUCUGUCUUCUACACAGCCCCCUCUGUCUCCUGCACAGCCCCCUCUGUCUCCUACACAGCCCCCUCUGUCUUCUACACAGCCCCCUCUGUCUCCCUUCAGUGGGAAUGUGCUGGUACAUUUAGAGAGAGAGCGAGACUCUCUUCUGUUUACCGGCUGGAAGUAGAGGAUAGAGAAUUGAGAAAUUGCCUUUUAAUUGUCCAUCCGUGACUAGGGAGAGAAUGUGGAGGCUUUCUAUAGCAAGGAAGGUUGAAGGACGAUAGAAGGGAUGUGCAUACUCAUGACUAAGGCAUAUGUGGCAAUGCACAGUAAAGACUUUGAUAGUAAGUAUAGUCAUUUUCCAGGUUUGUCAUUAUCAGAAGGACGAGAGAGGACUGUGUAAAAAGGUAUGUGGUGUAGAAAGGUGUAGUUGUAGUGAACACGGGACUGUGGAGGUAAAGUGCCUGUCGGUGAUAGUGUCCUAAGGUCGGUAAUGUGGCAUUGAAAGGGUUGUAGUGGAGAGGUAGAGACAUUAUCAAUCGUAGUGAAAGACUGCACGAGGGCAUGGUUGUGUCGAUGUUAUACUGAUGUUAUUCUAGCGUUGGCCUCAAAAAUGUAGCCUUCCAGCUGGCCCACAAAGAACCUCUUUUUAUAUUAGGAGUGUUUUCAGAUUUAUUUUGUUCUUGCAAAUCAACUGGGUUUUUUCCCUUCUUGGGAAUGCUUUACUAUAGGUAGACUUUCUCUGUAGUUUGUCCUGUAGUUGUAGUGAACAUGGGAUUUCCUUCCCAGAAUGCUGAGUGGACGGAACGUGAACACAGUUUUUGAACCCCAUACAAUGGCAGGCAUCAAUCUAUAAACUAACUAGUACCUUACGAUAUCUGGAGUCUUUCUGGAACGCUAGAUAGCAGUUUUCCCGGGUGUGGGGGGGGGGGGGCGGCAUGUGGUCCUGCUAGAUCUUCCCCUCCCAUACUCAAUCAUUUUGUACUUUCAGCUGUGGCUACUUUAUGUAUAUAAUGGUAUGCCUGUGUGUAUAUAUCUGGUCUCUUCAUCUUGAGAUAUAGAUAGACCCUCUGAACCAUUUUUUCAUUGCUUUCUUUUACCACUAGGGGGCACACUCCUCCAGCUCAUCCACGUACAAUACAGUGUGAAAUAAUGUCUCUCUGCAUAAUGUGCUCUUCUUACCAUGACAGGUUGUUAUGGUGGGGGACAGUGGACCGGCUUUCUGUCACUUUGGUUUUUACAGCGUUUUCAUGCCAAUCGGAGGCCUACAGCCGUUAUGUACUGAGUGUUGCUUUGACAAAUGGCCAUGUUGAGAGGGUUUCGGGGGUGGGGGUUUGGUAGGUUUUUCCUGUGUUGGUUAAAGGGAGGCGAAAUGUUUUUUUUUAAGAUAGGGCGGAUUAGUACGGUGUGGAGGAUUUGGACACCAGGGCAUCCCGUGUACUGGGCCCUGACAAGGAUCUAAGGAUUUUUUGAGAGGUAGAGGGACAUUAUUUCUAUUCAACCAUAUUUUUUAGGGGACGUUUUUCUGAAGGGCUUGUAUAGAAUCAUGUUUUUAUUAGUUAGAUGGCUAGUAUCCAAAACACACAAAGGAAAAAGGGAAGGGGAGAAGUGAGUUGAAAACACAAAGCUCCUUGACUGGUCUGAAACCUCAGCCUUGUGAAUGAACGUCUAAGUGUCCUGGGGCGGGGAUGGGGGAGGUCGGGAGAUGGGUACGCUGGGGUUGUCUCACCAACACUCCUUGAACAAAACAGCUGUGACACCGUGGUUGGAAUGGGGGAGGGCAUAAAGGAGUAUGAGGAGGGCGGGGCACAGACAUGUUCAACCUUUUGUGAUAUUCAAAAUAAACAUGGUUAUGACCAUGCACGAUGACGGGGAUACUGAUGAAAUGUUGAAAUGAUUUGAUGGUGAUGAGAUACUGUAUGAAUGACAACAACAACAAAAACAUGUUUCACACGAUCUGUCUCUAGAAAAAUACUGAAGAUUUAAAAAAAAAAAAAAAAAAAAUGCAAAUAAACAUUUUAAAACAGA
Oncorhynchus mykiss (rainbow trout) is the source of this 7538-nucleotide messenger RNA. Its product is annotated as echinoderm microtubule-associated protein-like 4. Gene Ontology annotation, molecular function: microtubule binding. Gene Ontology annotation, cellular component: mitotic spindle. NCBI's taxonomy places the organism in Eukaryota, Metazoa, Chordata, Actinopteri, Salmoniformes, Salmonidae. Gene Ontology annotation, biological process: microtubule cytoskeleton organization. The record is from RefSeq and is a predicted model, not a curated record.